AUGUUGACUACAAAGAAAAUAUUAUUUAUUGGUCUUUCUUUACAAUUAGUUAUAAAAUGUACAACAAAGGAUUAUUGCAGUCCCGUAUUUUGUAAUAACAGUCGACAACAUACUCUAUGCAAAUACCAGUCUGAAGAACCAGCUAGUACUUGCUUAUCUUACGAGCGAACAAUUCUUAACGAUAAUGACAGACGCCAAAUAGUAGAUAAAAUAAAUAACCGGCGAAACAAGGUAGCAGCUGGUGAAAUCAGAUCACUACCGCCAGCAGCUGGUAUGAUGAAAUUGGAGUGGAACAAGGAAUUAGAAAAAUCAGCUCAACGAUGGGCUGAUCAGUGUGUAAAACACGGAGAUGCAGAUUUGCAAGACAGUUGUAGAGAUUUGGGCAAUGUACCCGUGGGCCAAAAUAUCGCUACAGUGCAAGGAGACUCACCAGGUUUAACUCCGUUAGCUCUGGUAGAUGUGUGGUAUAUGGAAUUACUGAAAAUUGAUUCGUCAGUGAUAUCUUGCUUCGUGCCAUCAUCAGCGAAUGGGGAAUUACAUUACGAUUAUUUCACCCAGCUAAUAUGGGAACAGACAACAGAGGUCGGAUGUGGAGGUGUAAAAUUCAAAGACCGUUUGGAUGACACAAAGUAUAGAACUAUAUAUAGACUAGUAUGUAAUUUUUCGCCUGCUGGUAACCGUCGAAAUAAAACCGUGUACUCGUGUGGAACACCCUGCUCUGGUUGUCCCGACGGAGUUUGUGAUCAUCAUUACACAGCAUUAUGUGAGCAUACGCCUGCAGCAAAUGACCAUGCCACAAAGCAGAAUUAUGACGAAGUUAUCUCUACUAAACCAGACUUAAUAUUAGAUGUCUCAACUAAGAGUAUUUCAGUCAUGACCGAUCCAAUAUUUGAUGGAAUAACAUUCUCUACUCCAGAUCAGCUUUCUGAAAAUGAUUCGUUAAUGUUUACCUAUUUCCCUCAUUUGCCUGAUCAUAAAAUGAUUAGGGAACGUAUUACAUCAUUUGCCAACGAAGUGACUCGUAGUGACGCCUUACUAGAUGACUUUAUUGAGUUGCUUAAAAAGAAAUUGAGCAGCGACUCGCUUAUUAAAAAUUUCCUUUUAACCACACUACCACAAAGCACCGAGAUAUCAGAUAUUUUAAAUGACGAAGGUGUGGCAGCAUUCAUUAACAAAGUCUAUAGUAAAAAAGAACUUCCCACUACACUGAAAACAACUCCCAAAGAUUAUGUCAAUUCAACGCUGCUGGUGGAUUUAAUUGAAGCUGUAAUUUUUAGGAGUAACGAUAAAAUGGCUAGUACUGAAAUCUACCAACAGGAAUCUCAGACGAUACCUAUAGUAAAGCCAAUUAAAGUUCAAGCUGAACUAGCAGAAGUAAAGCAAAAUCGAGACUUUACGGGUCAUUAUUUUUUUCCGGAAGAUGACGAUGAAAGUAAUAAAGGACCCUCGGAAUCAUAUUAUGAUAAUACAGAUUUAGCUCAAGCUGACGUAGAAAUGGAAAUUGAUUAUCUGAAAAUGAGUUCGAUCACAAGAGAUUUUUUGGAUGAUAUUUUUGAAUCUGAUACGUCCACAGAAAGUACGACUACAUUGAAUACCCACUCACCGGAUAAAAUACCGCUAUACAAAAAUGGAUACAGAUUCAUGAAAAAGUUUUUAAAAAGCAUAGAAAAUAAAGCUGAUUCAUAA
Molecule: messenger RNA, 1686 nt
Organism: Arctia plantaginis
Lineage: Eukaryota; Metazoa; Arthropoda; Insecta; Lepidoptera; Erebidae
Source: the annotation of a GenBank genome assembly